UUUCUGCAAUAACGGUAAACGGUACAUACGGCAGACAGACGUUUGUUUAGAUGGGUGAUGUGAGUCCACCAUGUAAUGUUCCAAUUUUAUCGGAUGUCUCCGAAGAGACGGACCACCAUGUAUUAAGCGAUCGAAAUGCAUCACUCACUGGUGUAACGGUUAAGCACUGACAAAAGUUGGGUCAGUUGAUCAAAGUAAACCCAGCAACGAUCGCCAGAUUUUGCGUUAGACGCUGUCUCUGUGUGUCCUCCUCUCCCGUUCUAUGCCGAAAAUUAUGGUAUUAAUUGGACCCUUUUUUUUGUAAAUGAUAUUAAUUGGACCAAUCACUCCUUAACUUCAUCUUUACCGCAAAAAAAUAAAAAGAAAUCACUCCUCAUUUCUUAACGUUAUUGGAGGGGGAACCCAGGAUUUGGCCCCAUGUCUCUCUCGACUGUUACUGAAAUCAUUUAUUACCCAAAAAAAAAUCCCCCAUGUCUCUCUCGAUGACUCAACUGUUAUUGGAAUCUUUUAUUACCAAAAAAAAUAGGACAAAUUACAAAGACACGCCCGUACUUUGUUCUGCAUUAAAUACCCUCCUAUACUAUGCUCAUCAUACAAAGACUCCUUAGUUUUUCAUUGAAAUUUUUUGGACAAUUGAGAGAAAAACAUUGUUCACCUUCCCUACCUAAUCUCACGAUACACAAACAAAAUACCACAGUAAUCCCUUCUACCUUGAACAGAUUCCUUUCACACUAGCGCACAUCGACAGCAGGAAGUACGAUGUGCUGCUGCUCCUGGGGAUCUUUCUUAGGCAGACACCCAACAGCUGCUCGCACAGACAGAGGGAAACCAUGAGAUUGAAGUCGUCCCGAUCAUCCAUUCCCAGGCCUUCACUGCCUGCAAUACAAGGUGGAGGAUGCCGUUCGAGGAGAGCGGCUCCAAGUCCAAUCUCUGCUAUUUGUUCGACGUCACCAGCGUCCAUGCUGGGGUCCUACACCGACUUCGACGCCGGCUCGAAGUAGUACAAAUGGCUGCAGUCCGACUUGGCCAAGGUCGAUAAGAGAGUCACGCCAUGGAUUAUGGUCUGCCUUCACGCGCCAUGGUAUAACACCAACACAGCCCAUCUGGGUGAAGGAGAGAACAUGAGGAAAGCAAGCGAUGGAGGAGUUGCUGUACCAGGCCCGAGUUGACAUUGUUUUCGCUGGACACGUUCAUGCCUACGAACGCUUUGCAAGUCAUUUCAUUUCUUUUGGAUACGAGUAUCCGACUGGAGACUGGUUCAUGCAGACUAGGGUUUAUAAUAACAAGGCCGAGCAAUGCGGUCCAGUUCAAGUAACGAUUGGUGAUGGCGGAAACAGAGAAGGGCUUGCUUUAACGUUUAAGAAACCCAGCUCUCCUUUAUCUCUGUUCCGAGAGGCGGGCUUCGGACAUGACCGGCUAAGGGUGUAUAACCGAACGCAUGCUCACUGGUCAUGGUACCGGAACGACGAUACUGACUCAACCGUCGGUGACCAGGUGUGGUUGGAAAACCUUGCUGCGUCUUCUAGAUGUGGGGUUUCUGUACAUUCUAGAUCUGGUGAUGAUGAACUAUAAAUAAACAAAAGAAUACUGAAUUUCUUUUUGGGAGGGAUUCAGAUAUGGGAUUAAUCAAUUUAUAUUCCUGACUUGGUUAGUUUGCAUAUAUCUAGAUGUGGCGAGUGACCAUUCUUUUUUUUUAACCUUUGUCUUAUUACUACCUUGGUUGUAGUGAAGUUACAGACAGAAGAAAGGGAAAGUGGAAGAACAGAUAGAGAGAAAUGUGAAAGAAUGUGAGAUACAAGGGAUUAUUGUCGCCGCUGUUCGUGUAUAGUGAGAUCGGAGAAAGAUGAAGAGUAUUUUUUCUCAAUUGUUCAAAUAGUAAUUAUAAAGAUAGUAUAGAGAUUAAAAAAUAUUAUAACGGCGAAUUUCAAUAAAAAGCUAACUGUCUCACGGUCUUAGUAAUA
Messenger RNA from Nelumbo nucifera (sacred lotus), 1961 nucleotides. The record is from RefSeq and is a predicted model, not a curated record. Lineage: Eukaryota; Viridiplantae; Streptophyta; Magnoliopsida; Proteales; Nelumbonaceae.